Messenger RNA from Andrographis paniculata, 3232 nucleotides. Its product is annotated as kinesin-like protein KIN-8B. Gene Ontology annotation, biological process: microtubule-based movement. Lineage: Eukaryota; Viridiplantae; Streptophyta; Magnoliopsida; Lamiales; Acanthaceae. The coding region runs from base 717 to 2981 and encodes 754 amino acids. The transcript has 16 exons. The record is from RefSeq and is a predicted model, not a curated record. Gene Ontology annotation, molecular function: microtubule binding; microtubule motor activity; ATP binding.
CUUCUCCAGAAACCAACAAAGAGAAACACAGAAGCCUCGUCAACGGGCAAGGCCGGCAUUCAAUUCGUCUUAAUCAAUGCACUACCCUCUCCAUUCUUCUGCGUCAUUUGCCUUCACCUCAUUCAUUACACGUCCUCCCAAAUCUGCUUUGCUUUCAAAUUUUGGAUUGUCUUGGCUUGCCGUUUUCUGAUUUUUAGGUCAAUCGCCUUGCGUACGUUUUCCUACUUUUUUGGAAUCCAGCUGUAGCUGCAGCAGAAUCGGUGAUUCUCAUGACGGGUGACGUUGAGAUGUGCACGUCGAGGCCGAUGGUUGUGCGGUUUCUUUUGAAGAAUUUGCACUUUUAAACCUCUUUUUCAUUUUUUUUGUUUGAAUGGUCUUUGCGAUGGCAGUGCUGCUCGUUGGAAUCGCUUCUUCUUUGCCUGAGUCGUGUUUAGUUCAAGCCUAGGUUUUCUGAUUCUGCUUUGUUCCAAUUUUUAGCGUGGGCGCGAUUUCUGCUUUUGAUUUUGUUUUUGUUUUUGUUUUUUUUUUCCUGCCAUUUUUGAAGAAAAUUAGUGUGUCGGAUGUUUCAACACCAGCUUUUUCGAGUCUGUGAUUGAUCACUAGUCGGUUUUCCCGAAGUAAGACUUUGUCGCACGAUUGUUGUAGGAAUAUGUUGUUAUGAUGUAUUGUAUGAGCUUCAAGAAGAGCUUUUAGUUAGGAAUAUAUGUAAGGAAAGAAUGCCAAGCAUUAGAGCUCCAGCUGCUAAAAAGACCACCACUCUCACGGUGGCUGUUAAAUGCAAGCCGCUAACUGGGAGGGAACGUGGUCGUGAUAUAGUUAGAGUGCACAAUGAAAAGGAAGUGCUUAUUUUGGAUCCUGACCUUUCGAAGGACUACCUUGAUAGGAGACAGAAUCGAACCAAGGAGAGGAGAUACACUUUCGAUUAUGCAUUUGCUCCUGAUUCUUCGAAUUUGGAUGUUUAUGAGAGAAGUAUCUGUUCAACGAUUACUGGGGUCGUCCAAGGCCUCAAUGCCACUGUAUUUGCUUAUGGUUCUACUGGAAGUGGCAAAACAUACACCAUGGUUGGAACUCGAGAUGAUCCCGGACUUAUGGUUCUCAGUCUUAAUACCAUAUUUGAUCUGAUAGAGAAGGACACCACUUCCGAUGAUUUUGAAGUUUCAUGUUCGUACCUUGAAGUGUACAACGAGGUAAUAUACGACUUACUUGAAAAAUCAUCGGGCCAUUUAGAACUUAGGGAGGAUCCAGAACAGGGGAUAAUUGUUGCUGGACUAAGAAGUAUUAAGGUGAAUUCAGCUAAUAAGAUUCUCGAACUCUUGAAUUUGGGGAAUAGUAGACGAAAGACUGAAAGCACAGAGGUUAACGAAACUUCCUCACGAUCACAUGCGGUUCUAGAGAUAAAUGUGUUGCGAAAACAGCAAAAGAAGUAUCCCAACCAGGUUAUCAGAGGAAAACUUGCAAUGGUGGAUCUUGCUGGCAGUGAACGAGCAUCUGAGACAAACAGCAUGGGCCAAAAGCUGAGAGAUGGUGCCAAUAUUAAUCGAUCCCUUCUUGCUCUAGCAAAUUGCAUAAAUGCUUUGGGAAAGCAGCAUAAGAAGGGUCUAGCUUAUGUCCCAUACCGCAAUAGCAAGUUGACGCGGAUACUUAAAGACGGUCUGAGCGGUAAUUCUCAAACCAUAAUGAUUGCCACCAUCUCGCCGGCUGAUAAUCAGUAUCACCACACAGUCAAUACUUUGAAGUAUGCUGAUCGCGCAAAGGAAAUCAAGACACAUAUUCAGAAAAAUAUAGGCACGGUAAAUGCUCAUGUAUCGGACUACCAGAAAAUGAUCGACAAUCUUCAGCAUGAGGUUAGCCAAUUAAGAAAGCAAUUAGCUGAAAAAGAGUCCCAGCUUAACGCGAAACCUGCUGAAAUAGUAGUCGAGGAUGAAAUCUCUCGGUUGAACGCAUUGAGCCAAGAAACAAGUGAAAACGUCCAGGAAAGGAUCAAUCUACAAAAGGCCAUAAUUGAGCUUGAAGAAACUAACCUUCGUAACAGAAAGGAACUCCAACACCUUGAUGAUGCUAUUGCAAAACAUCAGGUUUCUGAAAACGACGGAGCUGUCUUGCAGGCUUUGCAAGCAAGGCGUCAAGUGAUUCUUGAUAACAUUCGCGACAAUGAUGAACUCGGUGUCACUUAUAAAAAGGAAAUCGAAACAAAUGAGAAUCGAAGGUACCAACUGCAAGAUAUGAUCGAUGAAGCCAUUAGAAACAACGGAAAUAAAACCUAUUUGGGUAUUCUCAGCCAAUACAAACUGCUGGGAAUCAGCAACACCGAACUUCAGUUCGAAAUGGCGAUAAGAGAUCAAAUUAUUUGCAACCAAAGAGAAGCACAGCGAAAGCUAUGGAACCUCAUAAUGAGCUCAGGACUUGACGAGAAGCAAAUAGUCGAGCUUGGGGCAAAGCAAGGAAUAGCAGUCGAAGACAUUCAGAUGACAACACAGCUAGGUUUCUCGACCCCGACUCAUUUCCCAAAUCUCAAACAUGAAAUCUGUACUCCAUCCUAUGGAUCGCCAUUCAGCGCCCAACCAACUUUCCACUUCCCCCAAAACCCGGAAUUCAAUCCAAGUUCACUUCCCGGCGCAAUCCUCCAAGAGGAGCACCACAGCUCAUACCACUACAUCUCUCAUGGAUCCAAUCCGCCAUGGCAAAGCAGCCAACCAAGUUCUUAUUUUCCUCGACAACACGGCUUGCGCAGUUCAUUCCCACCCACCGGAGCUGGCGAUACAACUCCAUCAUUCAUUCCCAGCUUCAGACAUCAACAGGAUGCGUGGUCAGCUGGUACUAGGCAUGAAUUACACGUGAAUUCGUUCGUAGGAACAAGUGGCACUUGGGAUCGAUACGACGGCAUGGUUGCACGCAGGGGACGUAUUUUUCGACCUCAACUACCCAUGGAACAAAGCUCUGGUAAGCCUCACUCUCAUAACACCUUUUCCAAAUUUCAGUGAAAGGGAAUGUAGUUUCCUUUGUUUUUUGCAUUCUUGAAAUGUACAUAUACAUAUAGACAUACAUACGUACGUGCAUUAUUAGGUCAUAUAGGCUGCGGAAAUAUUACAAAUUUGGUGGCAUGUUUUUGUAGCCCGAUUCAUUUUGUCACUACAGAUUAUUGUCUUUCUGAAGAAAGUGUUAAGUUGGUUAGAGGAAUAGUUUAUGUACAAUACAAUUUCCUUUUAUACAAAUUAGGCUAUAGUUUUUAUAA